This is a messenger RNA of Paramormyrops kingsleyae, 6041 nucleotides long. RefSeq names its product A-Raf proto-oncogene, serine/threonine kinase (gene araf). NCBI's taxonomy places the organism in Eukaryota, Metazoa, Chordata, Actinopteri, Osteoglossiformes, Mormyridae. The record is from RefSeq and is a predicted model, not a curated record. Gene Ontology annotation, cellular component: mitochondrion; cytosol. Gene Ontology annotation, biological process: protein phosphorylation; MAPK cascade. Gene Ontology annotation, molecular function: ATP binding; MAP kinase kinase kinase activity.
GAAAUUCUUGCCUUGUUCUUCAGUUCGUGAGUAUUCAAGAUGGCCGACGCAGGUUCCAGGUGAGGCUCUGUGUCUGUGCCCCCAUUGAAUGAAGCUGUCCAGUGGCUUGAGUUUGUCAGCACACCCCCCUCCACUCCUUUUGCCUCCCACCAUGUCGUCUUCCUCCUCUUGCUCCUCCUCCGUGGAGACCAGCCCGGAGGACAUGCCCCGUGGUGGUGGUACCAUUCGUGUCUACCUCCCUAAUAAGCAGCGCACUGUGGUGAAUGUUCGGCCUGGGCAGACAGUCCGAGACAGCCUGGACAAAGCUCUGAAAGUGCGAGGACUCAGCCAGGACUGCUGUGCUGUUUUUCGUCUUCUUGAGGGUCACAAAAGACUGACUGACUGGAGCACGGACAUUACGCCGCUUGUUGGGGAGGAGCUGCUUGUGGAGAUCUUGGAUGACGUCCCCCUUACCAUGCACAACUUUGUGCGUAAGACCUUCCUGAAGCUGGCCUACUGUGAUUUCUGCCACAAAUUCCUCUUUAAUGGCUUCCGCUGUCAGACCUGUGGGUACAAGUUCCAUCAGCACUGCAGCAGCAAGGUGCCCACAGUGUGUGUGGACAUGGACACAAUGAACAAGAUAUUACCCAAUACAGGCCUAGAUGAGUAUCCUCAAAUCACACUCAUACCAGACAUAUCCCCAGAGCCUAAGGGGGGGCUGCUGUCACCCUCUUCACCAUUCCACUUCCCCGCCCAUGACUCUGGCAGCCAGUCCCUUCAGCGGCACCGGUCCACAUCAACUCCCAAUGUCCACAUGUUCAGCACAGUAGGGCCUGGAGUUAUCGAGGAAGCACUAAUUAAAAACAACUCAAUGGGAUUGGAGACUUUGUGUAAACCUUCCACCAGUCCUCCUUCUGUUGGUUCGCCUGGGAAACGGCCUCCCAAGUCUCCUUCAGAGACCAAGGAGCGAAAGUCCUCCUCCUCAGAUGACAAAAAGAAAGUGCACCGUGGUGGAAAUCGGGACUCAAGCUACUACUGGGAGGUGCACUCAAGUGAGGUCACCAUUCUGAAGCGCAUUGGCACCGGGUCUUUCGGGACCGUCUUCAAGGGCAAGUGGCAUGGGGAUGUGGCUGUGAAGAUCCUGAAGGUGACGGACCCCACGCCAGAGCAGCUGCAGGCUUUCAAAAAUGAGAUGCAGGUGCUCAGGAAGACGCGUCACGUCAACAUCUUACUCUUCAUGGGCUUCAUGACGAAGCCCAAGUUUGCCAUCAUCACGCAGUGGUGUGAGGGCAGCAGCCUCUACCGGCACCUGCACGUCACAGAAACCAAGUUCGACACUAUGCGACGCAUCGAUGUGGCACGGCAGACAGCCCAGGGCAUGGACUACCUUCACGCUAAGAAUAUCAUCCACAGAGAUCUAAAAUCAAACAAUAUCUUUCUCCAUGAGGGCUGGACGGUUAAGAUUGGGGACUUUGGGUUGGCAACGGUCAAGUCACGCUGGAGUGGGUCCCAGCAGGUGGAGCAGCCCAGUGGAUCAAUUCUUUGGAUGGCCCCAGAAGUUAUCCGUAUGCAAGACAGCAACCCUUACACAUUCCAGUCAGACGUCUAUGGGUAUGGUGUAGUGCUGUAUGAGCUAAUGUCUGGCACGCUGCCUUAUUCCAACAUCAGCAACCGUGAUCAGAUCAUUUUCAUGGUGGGGCGUGGCUAUCUGUCCCCCGACCUUAGUAAGCUGUACAGCAACUCUCCAAAAGCCAUGAAGAGACUCAUCAUCGACUGCCUGAAGUUCAAAUUGGAUGAAAGGCCCCUUUUCCCACAGAUCCUGGUCGGUAUUGAGCAAGUUCAGGACCUGAUGCCAAAGAUUGAGCGGAGUGCGUCGGAACCCUCUUUGCACCGUGCGGUUCAUGCAGAGGAUCUGAACCCUCUCCUGUUCCACGCCACGCGGCUGAUGCCACUGUGACGCUGCUGAUCGCUAUUCAGGGGGGGGGGGGGCGCUCAUCCCCAGACCUGCUGCUCUGCUGUUCAGUUCCGGGGGUGGCAGGGGCUGGAGGAGUCCCAACAUAACCAGCCAUGACUGCCCAUGACUGCAACCCCAAUAUGUAGAAAAUAUCAGCUGAAACCAAGACAGGGAGGGAACGCAAAGAUGGUCCGGACUGGCUCAACUGCAAAGCCACAAGCAGACACCUGAAUGGCAAUGAAUUAUCAUCUGCAUUCCUAUCCCAAAGUUAUUUGAAAUAUUCAAAAGGACUUUCCUAACUCCGCAAUUAGGUCCCUGUAAAUUCUUGCCUCUCCAAGAGCUAGACUGACUCCUUCAUGGUAUUCCCUUAGCAUAAAAAAUCGGAGAAGAUAACCUGUGUUUGUAGACUAAUUUUUAGAAUAAACUGUAAGGGUUGCUAGAUUUUAGGAAAUUUAGAUGUAACAACAUAUGCUGGAGAUAAGAUUGCACAGCUGGAGACCUGCGACUGUUAGAGUAUCCGCAUCCUCUAUUCAGCCUUUUUAGACAUAUUGGCUAAAAAUAAAAUUGGUUGGUGUUUAGACUUACAGUAGUCAUCGCCUAAAAGGACGGUUAAUCCUUUGAAAAAAGCUGCUAUUGAAACAACAAGCAGCCACAAUCCAGAGAAGGAUAGGUUUUGUGGACUUGCCUUUACUCGAAAUAAAACCAUCCAUGGGCUAGAAUAAAUUUUGGGUUAAGGAACAGCCAGAAACAAAGCUGCUUCACACAGUAAAUCACCAUGGUUUAGUUUACUGAAAUAGUGCCUAUCUUUAAGGAACUUGAAGCUAGGAGACAUCCUGUUGGGUGUAAAAUGUGCUUACAGAAGAUCAGGUUUUGGUUUUUCUCCUUUUCUGCAUUUUCGGUUGUAUAGUUAGAUAAGUUAAGCCCUUGCAUGCCUCCCUGUAGGCUGAAUACUGAGACACUGCUUCCUCUAGGGUGGGGGGAGAUUUAAAAGAGGAUUGGGGUGUACUGGCUCCGGUGUGCUGGGUAGGCUGGCUGCAGCUCUGUAUAUGUACUUGAACUGUGUGGUUGUGUCUGCGUGUAAGAGGCUCACUUUUUGUUAUCACUGUGGACUUCAGGGAUUAACCUGGAGAGAGGACCUGUUUCUGUUUCUAUGACCAUGCCGGUGAGGGUGGAGGCGUCAAUCCCAAAGUUUCUAGCCAUGUAGAUGUCUGGAGUUACAAAUAGGAUGCCUUAAUGUGGUGUUAGUUUGCUUUGAUUUAAUGGAGAGAAGUGGUAGGUUGCUUAGUAAACCUUCUUUUAGCCAAUUUGUAGAACUUGUAUUGCCUCAGAAAAGUACAGCUUACUUUAUUUGCGCAUUACUGACUCUGCUCAAUGCUAUGCAACACAAUGCAGGUUCAUUCACUGUAAGUGGCACAUUUAAUAAGGUAUCUAAAUAAGUCCAUUUGUAUAUUUUGCUUCAACUCUCCCUCACUGUUGCCGCUUUAAUGUCUGAAUCAAGCACACAUGUAUUCGCUGAAGACAUCUUUCAGCUGCUGCUCAUUUACAUUUUAAUAAUGUUUGUCAGAGGCCUAGUUAUUUUUUUCAGCAAUACAAUCUGUGACUUACUGAUGGUCUAAAUCUGUGCCAUUUAAAUUAAUUAAAAACAGACGAUUGGCUUUUUUCCAUCCAUUCUUAUUUUUGGAUCCAUCCAUUUGUCUUCUAACUACAUAUUCUGGUGAGGAUCACAGGGGGCCUGAAACCUGUGCCAGGUAGCAGAGAGCACAACGCUGGCAUACUUUCUGUUUGGGAUACCGGUCCAUUGUAGAGCUAGAUUGGCUUGUCCCCAUUUACGGCCUCUUGCCAUACAGCCUACAGGAAGUUUAAAUGGCACCACAGGCAUGUGGCUGUUACCCCCCCACCCACACACGCAUACAAACACUAGCGGAAUGCUGAAAGUUAUGUAUUUAAUUAUCAGAGUUGGAAAGUGGCCGUCACUAAAUUUAAAAACAAAAACCUGCUGUUUGCAGAGCAGAGGCUGGCAUUGGGUGUCCAACUGCAGCAGCGCUAUACAAAAAAAGGAAAACUGGAUUUUUAUUAUUAUUUUUUUGGGAACACUGGUAAUUGCCAGAUGAGGGACAUUGGUGGUUAACUGAGAUUCAGUUACAAGGUGCAGCCAAAUCUUAAAAUUACCUGUUAUAGGCAAAAAUGGCACUAUAUUGUAUUCAGUGUCGCAUUAUGUACAGGUGUACAUUAAUACAAAUGGUCUGCAUCAACAAAUCUGUUCUAUUAUCAAUUAUUUAUUAGAUUGGAAACUUGCGUCAUGUCAGGAAAUGCCUAAUUUUUGUUUAUUAUCAAACAUUUUCCAGACUACAGCAUCUAGUAAGUCUUCCAGAUUGGGCCACGUUAUCAUCUUUUCCCUACAACAAGCUCAGGGCAUUAGUGUCUAAAUGAUCCCUAAGAAUUAAGCCUCACUUGCAGUUAUAUAAACACACAGAUUUUGCCCCCGUUAGGGUCUUUGUUCUGCAUAGGUUGAAGUUCAGGUCAUCUAAAUAUAUAGUUUUUGAAGAAAUUUUGGCAGUGAAUUGGACAGUUUGUAGCUGGUAGAAAGUGAGUAGUACUGGUGUUACUGGGGGGAGUUUGCUUGUAGUGACCUUAAUCAUACAUGUAUGUAGAGUGCAGGUGGUGGUUGAAGGAGACAGGGCUGUUGAACAUGGUCCCGUGCCAAGCUGAUGGGUGUGGCCAGGUCUUUAUUGAUGUACUGUGAAUACUGGUCUGCAUAGGGCAGCAUUUUGAAAUGCAUAAUUCUGCCCACCCCUGUAAUGAUCAUGUUAAAAACGACAUCGCCUGACAAUUGGUUAAGGACUCCAGAGCAAGUAUAACUGACAGCUUUUGUUUCUAGAAUAAAUGCGUAUGUAUAUAUGAUUUGAGUUUUAGAAUUAUUUAAUUUUUAAUAAGGGGCUGGGUACCCCAUUUCUCAUUGGUAGGGUUCUGGUUGCUCUGUUUCUGGGUUCAGGGGAUUUCCUAACAAACAGGGUAGUGACCUAGAUGAUUUCUCACUUUAUUUAAUUUUCGCGACAUUACACGUUAAAACUGUUCCUGAUGUCGCUGUGACAUAUCUAAUCGUGUCCUGAGGUUUUUAAAACCUAACUUAUUUUGUUACUAUCUUCUUGAGUUUUUUUUUUUUUUUUUUAAGAGUCCUUUGUAAUCAAAGAAUCUGAACAAGCUGGUAAACUGUACAGCAGAUAUACUGAAUGCCUGAAGCAGCAGGGAUGCAAGCCCAGUAGCUGUGGGGGGUCGACUGCAAAACCUCCUUCAGUCUGAUGAAGAAAAAUGUGUUCUUACAUGUCCAUGGAGCCAUAGAGACAAAUAAAGCCUGCCACAGCAAAAUAUUAGCAAAACAGAAUUUUGUGUCAUUCAACCCCAAUCCUUGCCAGCCAGGUGCAUGCUUAUCUCAUCCGGUUGUUUAAUAUGAAGCUUUUGUUUCAUAGAAAACUAUCGUGUUAAAUUUCACCCAUUUCUAAAACUGGAUAUUACUUUAAAACUUAAGGAUCUUUAGGGAAUAACAUUCAUUUUCCUUCAGGUACCUUAACCACCCGCUUCUCAGCCAGUUAAUUUCUGCAAGCCCUGCUGAGACUGUGAUAAGUGGCAGCAGCAAAGUGAAUGGGACUGCUGUAGGAAUGCCCCUGAACGUUCUAGAUCCUCAGGGCUGACGACAAAGCAUUCCAUUCCAGAAAGGCACAUGACAGAAGUGUCCCAUUGGAAGAUUCAGUAAUAUUGACCUCCUUAACAGAUUAGCUUUUUUUUUUCUUGUCAAUUUUCUUCAGAAUUGAAGAAAUAAUUGAUCAGUACGUUGGAGUGGAAAAUACACAUCUUAAUGUAGAUCACUGAUGUUGUACAGUAUCAGGGUGGUACAUGGGAUGUUACAUUUGCAAUACAAAAAGGUAUGUCCUGUGUACAGUUACAUUUUUUAAUGUAAAAAAAUGUACUUGUUUCUAUUUUUGUGUGGUUUUAAAAGAACAAAUUAUUUUAAAACGAGACAAAUCUUAGUUUUUUUAGAAUUAUUUUUUGUCUUGUAAAAAAUACGGAUGGCUACGGGAUUUAUUCUUAAAAUAAAAGUCUGGAAUAUUUA